AUGGCCCAGCAGCAGCAGCAGCAGCCUGUUGGCCCUGUUCUUGUUUACCCUAACAAUGUCAACAAGCAGCCUUCAUCUUCCCACCAUUCAAACGGCUCAUUCGGGACUGUUUUCAUCGUGCUGGCCGUUAUAAUCGUCAUCUCCGCCAUCGCUUGCUUUCUAGGAAGGCUCUGCAACCGCCGCCUCAACAGCUCGAGACCCCAUAGGCAACCGCAGCAUAACUUUCGUCCCAAGAAAGAAGCUGGCCGUGCUGAUGGCGGUGGUGGAGAUCAUCACAUGGAGUUUGGCAGGGCUCCAAGCUUUCGAGCAGGCCCGAAAGUAGCAGACGUCGAAUUCGGAUUCGAUAGGAAAAACCCGAAUGGGAAUAGCAGCAGCAGAGGAGAGGGCAGAGGAUACAUGAAUCAUCAUCACAAUAAACCACAUCAUAACGGAAAUGGUGAAAUGGAUCAUCACCUGAAGGGUGAAAUGAACCAGCAUCCUGGCGGCGACGGCGAGCAUCACGUUGGAAUGGGAGAUCCCAGAGCCAGUGGAUGA
Molecule: messenger RNA, 534 nt
Organism: Pyrus x bretschneideri (Chinese white pear)
Lineage: Eukaryota; Viridiplantae; Streptophyta; Magnoliopsida; Rosales; Rosaceae
Exons: 2
Coding region: 1-534 (177 amino acids)
Source: RefSeq, a predicted model, not a curated record